GUCGCGGCCGAAUCCACGUGCUCAGGGAGGCUGCCAUGGCGCGUCUCGCACACCUGAGUUACUGUCAGUGGAGGGGGUUGAGGGCAGCUGCAGGUCGCCUGUUCUCACAGCCGUACGUGAUGUGGAAGCCCAAGAGAGACUACCAGGCGGGGGUAGACCACCAGUAUGAGGAAGCAGUACAAGCCCUAAAUUCACUCCAGACAAAUGCCUCAGUACUUCAGGUGGCUCGGGAGCAGGGUUCACGCUCGGGCCUUGCCAAUAUACCCACAACUGAACGGUUCUUGAGUAAGGUUGGCGUCAGCAGGGAUGAAUUGGAUAAACUAUCAGUCAUCCAUGUUGCUGGAACCAAAGGCAAAGGAUCGACCUGUGCCUUUAUUGAGAGCAUCCUGCGGGAACAUGGGUAUCGAACUGGCUUCUAUUCCUCUCCUCACUUGGUGGCUGUCCGGGAGAGAAUCAGGAUAAACGGGCAACCCAUCAACAAGGAGGACUUUGCGCACUACUUCUGGGAUGUGUAUAAUUCCCUAGCAAGUCAGAAGGAAGAUGAAAAGGAUAUGCCUGCAUACUUCAAAUUCUUGACAGUCCUUGCUCUUAAAGUUUUCCUACAAGAGGAGGUGGAUGUGGCAGUGUUGGAAGUUGGAAUUGGAGGGGAAUAUGACUGUACCAAUGUUGUCAGAAAGCCUGUUGUAUGUGGCAUAACCUCACUUGAGCUGGACCACACCUCAAUCCUGGGAACGACAGUUGAGUCCAUUGCCUGGCACAAGUCAGGCAUCAUGAAGCCUGGAGUACCAACUUUCACUGUAGAAGAACAGCCUGGCAUGGCGAUGACAGUGCUGUCAGAGAGGGCAAAGGAAAAGGAGACUAAGUUGUACAUUGUGCCACCUUUAGAGAGUUAUGGAUGGGGAUCACGUCCCUUGCAGCUGGGUCUUGCUGGUAAUGUACAGUAUCGUAAUGCCUCCCUGGCACUCCAGCUCUCACAAUAUUGGAUUGACUCUCAGGUGAAAGGUUGUAGUCCCGUUAUUGACACUACGACUUCUGUAAAGGUUGAAAACUGUGGGUUCAGCAUAGCAUCGCCUUAUACGCUAGCUGAGGAAGAAGUGUGUGGGUUGAGGUCGGUGGUAUGGCCAGGCCGUUCACAGGUGUUGCCAUUGGGUUCGCUAAAGUUUUUCAUUGAUGGAGCUCACACAGAGUCCAGUAUGGAGGCAUGUGUGGACUGGUUUUCAAAGACUGCACCACUGCACACUCCUGCCCAUGAUAAUGCUACUGUGUACCGUGUCCUUAUGUUUAAUUCCACUGGUGACCGCAACCAUGAGACCUUGUUGGAGUGCCUUUCUGAGUGUGAUUUUGAUCUGGCUGUGUUUACAACCAAUCUUGUCACAACAUCCAUGAGUGCAUCAUCAGAUCAAACGAACUAUACUGUAUCUCAGGAUCAGAUGCACCUCCGUUGUGAGAAGCAAAGGAUCUCAUGGAUUAGAUUAAGGAGAAAUCGUAAGGCCGCUGAAGAAAGCACCUGUCUUAAAGAUACGGAAGCCCCAUUGCUUCAAGAGCAGGUUUCCAGUGACUUCACUGAAAGUUUGAGCAACCUUCCAGCUAUGGACGUGCCUAGCAUAAUAUUUCCUUGCAUCCAUGAUGCCCUGAAGUGGCUGUCUUGUGGCCGUGAAGCGAUGCUGCAGGGGGACCUCCUGCAGCCUCCUGCUUUUCCACCACCUAGAAAACUGGAGGAGGCCUCUCAAGUUCAGAUUCUGGUGACUGGGUCUCUGCAUCUAGUUGGUGGAGCCCUCAGUAUCCUUGAUCCUGGGCUGUCCUGUGCCACACACACCCGACACUCUCCCACCAAGCCUCCCUCACUGAGUGAUUUGGUCCGUAGCACCUAUGCUGAAGUAUCAUCACCUGGGGCACCUUGAUGCAUUGGACAUCAUAAGGCCUUGACUUUAUUGCAUUUAUGGAAUUAGGCCAUUUUUGUUCACUAAAGUAAGUUGUUAUUGGUGUUACUAGAUAUAAACUUAGCACAGUUUUGACACAGAAGCUGGAAAGUACACAGCCAACACAUUGCUCACACAUGGCCAUACUUCAAUGCUUUUUAUACAAUUCACUAUUCAACUUGCUGUUUUAACAUGAAUGAAUUAUUUUUUCUUACUUUCCAUUCUUCUGUUAAUCCCUAAUUCUGUUCUCUGCUUUUGAAUUAUAUAGUUUUAUUUAUUUUUAAUAUUGUGUAAAGCAGAUUUUGAUGUUAAUCCAUUCAUGCUGGGAACAUAAACCGUUCAUUUUUUUUUUUUUUUUUUUUUUUUU
Messenger RNA from Penaeus chinensis, 2286 nucleotides. RefSeq names its product folylpolyglutamate synthase, mitochondrial-like. The transcript is spliced from 11 exons. Gene Ontology annotation, biological process: tetrahydrofolylpolyglutamate biosynthetic process. The record is from RefSeq and is a predicted model, not a curated record. Gene Ontology annotation, cellular component: mitochondrion; cytosol; cytoplasm. Gene Ontology annotation, molecular function: tetrahydrofolylpolyglutamate synthase activity; ATP binding. The coding region runs from base 36 to 1901 and encodes 621 amino acids. NCBI's taxonomy places the organism in Eukaryota, Metazoa, Arthropoda, Malacostraca, Decapoda, Penaeidae.